AGGUGAGCGCUCGUGCUGUUCGGUUUGGUUUCUUUUGGCUUGGCUACACGCACUCAAAUACACACACAGAAACACACAUAUAUAUGUGUAUGUAUAUAUACAUAUAUAUAGAGAGAUAUAGAGAUAUAUUGCCGCGUUGUUCCACUCCUCCUCACUGAAAGACCAAAGACGGCUGAGCUUGAAAUUGAAAUUCUUUUGUGUUCCCUGGCCCUGAAUCGUGUGCGCUCGCUCUGUUACGUGUUUCGAUCAAGUGCGGUGCAGAAAGCAAAUAAAAUUUGUAUACUCAAAAAAAGUUAAAAAAAAUAAUAAAGAAAACAUAAAAAAAAAAAACACCAACAAAAGGAGAAAAAAAACGUUAACAAGAAUCAUCGCUGCUGCCAAGUACAGCAGGCCAACAAACACACAAACAAACAACCAAACACACAGUUUAAAAAUGGAAUACCGGUGCUUAAGUAGAAGUUCUGUCAAACAUCUAACGGCACUCUGCGUCAUCAGCAUUGCACUCACCUGCGCCAAUGCGGCGCUGUGGCCCAGCUUUAGCAGCGGCAGCAGCAGCAGCAAAGCGGACGAUGCGCCGCCCAGUAAAUGCGUCGGCGCGCGUGGUCUGAAAUAUUUAUCUGGUGAUGCGUUGACAGAUUCACUAGACUGCCUGGGUCCCAAUAAUGCGCCAUAUCCAAGCGCGGCCGUUGCGCGUACAUUCUCCAAUUGGAACGGAAAUUCGCGACGUGGACGUCAAAGUAAAUUGCCCAGCACAUUGGAUCCAGCAAUAACCACGAGUGCACUGUUGAGGGCCUACGAUGAGGUAAACAAUGAGGCUAUCGGAAGCAGUCGUUAUGGUCGCUCGCUAAAGAACGCAUCGCCGGCACAACAGUGCAAGAGCGACACGCCAGCGCGACUCUGCAAGACGCGCUACAACACAACUGCACCCAUGUAUGGCGUUAGCUUGACCUCUGGUCAGCCCGUGACAAUUGUACAAAAAUUUCCCGAUCUUCUGCAACAGGUGGUCUUCGAGGUGUGCGAAUCCUCUGAAUGCGAUGUGGUGCGUGGCGAAUGCACGCAAACGUAUGUGCCUUAUUUAUUCCUGGUCAUACCCCUUGGACCAGUGACGCUCACUGGCCAGGAUUAUGUGCUCGUUGAGAGCGGUUGUGUGUGCAAACCGAAAUAUUCGACGGGCGCUGCUCAAGAGCCGAACAUGAUACCGUAAGUGGGAUGGAGAGUGUACUUGACACUGGUAUACAACAGCAACCAAAAGAACUGAGCGAGUUUAUGGGGAUGGAGCAGCUAAAUUUACUUAAAUUUGGAAUUAUUUUUUGUAGCAAAAUCGUAUUUUCAAUGGUUUUUAUAUGCUUUUCGUUUGUCUCUCUUCAUACACAUAAUGCUGUUAGAAUGAAAUAGGCUUUUGCUCGAAAAAUAAUACUUAAAUUAAGUUUUAAAUUAAAAUAAUUCGAAUAAAUUAUUUAAA
Messenger RNA from Drosophila arizonae, 1462 nucleotides. RefSeq lists its product as uncharacterized. Lineage: Eukaryota; Metazoa; Arthropoda; Insecta; Diptera; Drosophilidae. The record is from RefSeq and is a predicted model, not a curated record.